This is a messenger RNA of Chenopodium quinoa (quinoa), 813 nucleotides long. RefSeq lists its product as uncharacterized. Gene Ontology annotation, molecular function: phosphatase activity. The record is from RefSeq and is a predicted model, not a curated record. The coding region runs from base 1 to 663 and encodes 220 amino acids. NCBI's taxonomy places the organism in Eukaryota, Viridiplantae, Streptophyta, Magnoliopsida, Caryophyllales, Amaranthaceae. The transcript is spliced from 5 exons. Gene Ontology annotation, cellular component: chloroplast.
AUGGCUAGUCUUUACAAUCACACAAGUGAAUCACAAGCACUUCUUAAUAAUGAUCCUUGGUUUGCAGCGCUUGGAAAGUCAUGCAUCCACUUGACCUGGAGUGACCGGGGUGCCAUAUCUCUUGAUGGUCUAGACCUGAAAGUUGUGGAUAAUGUUGAAGAGGCUGAAUUCAUUUUGGUCCAUGGCACUGAAGUACUGGGGCUUUCUUCUGGAUCUGCUGUUCCAAAGCAACUGGAAGAACUUGAAAAAAUAUUGGAACAAUGUGCUUUAAGAAAAAUCCCUAUGGUGGUGGCCAAUCCAGACUAUGUAACUGUUGAGGCCAGAGCACUUCGAGUUAUGCCCGGAACGCUUGCAGCAAAAUAUGAGCAACUUGGCGGAGAAGUCAAGUGGAUGGGAAAGCCUGGAAAGAUUAUCUAUGAAUCAGCCAUGGCCAUGGCAGGUGUGGAUGCACCAGAAUGCAUUGCUGUAGGAGACUCACUGCACCAUGACAUAAUGGGUGCAAAUGUCGCUGGAAUGCAGUCUGUAUUCAUCACAGGAGGCAUCCAUGCGGAUGAACUUGGACUUCACCAUUUUGGUGAAGUAGCUGAAGCUUCAAAAGUACAAGAGCUGGCGUCCAAAUGUGGCGCUUAUCCCACCUAUGUUGUACCUGCUUUCUCCUGGUGAGAGUAUAACUUAGAAGAGUACAUUUCUCUCUUAGUGAAUAUCUCGAUCCAAGAAGUUAUACUUGAUCAUGAAAAAUACCACCUGAAUGUAUCUCUUGGCUUGUUUGAAAAGGCAAUGUCAAUUGUAAAGUCAGCCAUAAUUCUUUCGUUA